Molecule: messenger RNA, 1017 nt
Organism: Cylicocyclus nassatus
Lineage: Eukaryota; Metazoa; Nematoda; Chromadorea; Rhabditida; Strongylidae
Source: the annotation of a GenBank genome assembly
AUGGAUUUACUUCCUCCCGAGCUGUUGCAGCGGAUAUGCUUUUACCUGCCGCCCACGGAUCGACUAAACCUUUCUCUAGCAUGCUCGCGCAUAUUCACUGCUCUGGGACGACUUCUUCCUCGGCCCUCUACGGUUCGCGUGCAGGUAGGCAAUUGCCCUGCAACAGCUCGGGCUCGUGGCUGUGACACGUCGAUACUUCUAUGUCAGUGCGAUAAGCAUGACACAAAGUCCCUACUCUCUAUUCUGCUUCCUUUCAUAUCUGGUGGCGCCACAUCAUUGGACUUGGAAGAUGAAUUACUUCGUGAUAAGCUGAAAGAUUAUCAUGUGCAUGAACUACUUACACAGGUUGCACGAGCACCAUUGACCAGGCUGGCCCUGUCAAACUGCGAUCUAGCUGGUGUGAAGCCAUGGACUAUGGCUCAAAUAGCACAAUUCAAUCAGCUGCAGGAGCUAAUCUUCGAUAGCUGCAAUUUUCCUGUAUCGGAAAGUCAGCUGAUUCGUGGCAUGGCGCCAUCAUUUCGAACACUUUCGAGACUCGAGAUCAGUGAUAAUCAUCAGAUAACCGACAAACUGGCUAGAUCCGUGGCGCGGAAUUGUCCUUUGCUGGAAGCGUUUUGCGUUUCUGGUUGCCCAGCAAUAUCUGCGCUGUCGGUGCUGGCACUCAUGGAAGCUGCAUUCUUCCGUGUCACACAGAUGUUGACGAUGCAUGUGGAGAAGACUGGGUUCGAUGUUGAUCAGCUCAAUCGCUACAUUCACAGCCCACUAUUUGCGAACAACAAUGAGUGGAGACUCACUCCCACCGCUGUACAUUUUGGCUAUGAGAAGUCUGCCGUGCUUGCUGAGCAUAAAAAUGCUAUUUUGCUUAGUUCCCCCCAGCGCAACCGUUUUUACUUGUACAAAGUGAAGUCCUUUAUAAUUUUUUUGUCCACGCGAAAUAUGUGUGGUGGUGUAAUGUCUUUAUCUGAUAAAGUCUGCUACAUUGUCAUAUCUACAUUGAACAACACGCGCUUACCUUAG